Molecule: messenger RNA, 963 nt
Organism: Anolis carolinensis (green anole)
Lineage: Eukaryota; Metazoa; Chordata; Lepidosauria; Squamata; Anolidae
Product: regulator of cell cycle RGCC
Exons: 5
Coding region: 125-466 (113 amino acids)
Biological process (GO): regulation of cell cycle
Cellular component (GO): cytoplasm
Molecular function (GO): protein kinase binding; protein kinase activator activity
Source: RefSeq, a predicted model, not a curated record
GAGGGCGUGGCUAAGGGAACAAAAAUCUCCCUGCUGCUGAAGUUUGUGUCAGAUCUCAACAUUCUUUUUGUUAAAGGAAAACUGUUUCUUUGGAAGGAAUUUCCGAGGCGGAGAAAAGUGAACGAUGGAGAACCAGACAGUGCUGCCCGCAACUGACUUCCAGGAUCUCCUGAUGGAGUUCGACCAGGUGCUCCAGGACUUUGACAACGGGGCCCCUUCCCAAUACGGGCAACACCUUGCGGAGCUCAAGCAGCGGGUCCUUCCCAGUGCCUCCGACAGCGGCAUCGAGGAUUCGGAAAGCGGCAGCAGCACAUCCCCGGGCAGCAGCCUCAACACCAGCGAGGAAGACCUGAAUGCUCCAUCUGUGUUGACUCCGGCAUCGUCAAACUCCAAAGCCCGGCUUGGAGAUACGCACGAAUUGGAAGCAUUCAUUGCUGACUUGGACCAGAUUCUGGAAGAGAUGUGAGGCUCCGUGCUGAAUACAUGGACUGAGACCUGCCCUGUUUGCCAAAAGUGGGCCAUUUGGGAUUAUACCUUAAUGGCACAUCUUGUCCCUUUCUGGACUGCCUUUUUGCCAUCUGGUUCCUCAUAAAGCUCAAGAGGGAAAGUACGGACAAUUUGUAAAACGCAGAAGGAGACGCCCAUUUGGGAAACCAUUUUUCCAUCUGCAAAGACAAUCUGAAACCAGAGGAAGGUUGCUGAGCAUUCUCUAUCUCGACCACAAACAGAACAACUCUUUCCCCAAAUCUGCUGCAUGUGCGGAAGCAUGUGCUCUAUCAUGUGAACAUGUGGGUUUUAUGCUCCUGGACUUCCCCUUAAUACGCAUUGCUUCGGGGCAAAGAGGUACCUCUCCCUCCAUGGCUCUUGCUCUCGUGUAAAUAUUGUAAAAUAAGAUGGAUGCAUUUCUCCUGCUGUACAUUUUUUAUAUGGAGCUAUUUAAAUAAAUGGAGCUUUGGCUGAAAA